Molecule: messenger RNA, 913 nt
Organism: Cololabis saira (Pacific saury)
Lineage: Eukaryota; Metazoa; Chordata; Actinopteri; Beloniformes; Belonidae
Gene: scpp5
Product: secretory calcium-binding phosphoprotein 5
Exons: 11
Coding region: 79-591 (170 amino acids)
Source: RefSeq, a predicted model, not a curated record
GCUGGAGUCAUUUCAUCGUGAACCUUCAUUGUUUGAUCUUCUCUCUUCUGUGUUUGUCUGUAAUUCAGAGGGACAAAAAUGAAACUUGCCAUCCUGUGCCUGUGUCUGGCUAGCACCGCCUGCGCUGUACCAUAUCAGUACCUUCCACAUUAUGCAGGUUCCAGACCGCAGGCACCACUGACACAGGUGAAAAAUUCCCUCACAGCUGGUUUCCCACAAAUAGGAGUUCCUGGAGCUUAUAGUGUGGAAAUGUACUACCCUCACGGAUUUUUCGGCGGUGCAACUGGAGCAAACCAAGGACAGAGCGUUGGAUUUAUCAAGUACUCCAUUCCACAGCCACCAGGCAGACAGAGUUUGGAAGUCAUGUACCCCUACGACUUUGCUCAACAAAGGAUACUGCAGCACAUUCCUCCAAUGACAAAUCGCCCUGUCAUGCAAGACGUUCUCCCAUUUGAAUAUCAACCUCAAAAUCCCCAGCAAGGCAUGAAUAUGCCAUCCUUUGAUGCCAAUGCUAUUCCAUCCCAAAAUCCACUGCAGCCACUCCAACAGGACCAGCCCACACAGACGAGCCAGGUGCCACCAAAAAUGUGAAGAGUGAUUUAUUCCUCCUCAGAUGUCUUCAUCUGAAAACAACUUUGACAUUUUUUUUUCAUGAAUGCAGAAAUAAUAAUGGGAUAAAUAGGAAUGUUAGGACAUUGACAUAUAACAGGAUCAUCUGCAUAGUUUGAAUUAUUUCUGAAGAACUAUUUGACUCACUUUUCCUUUAAUAAACUUGAACCUGUUGUAGGCAUGUAGACUAUAAAAUUAACUCACAUGCUGUAUGCUGAAUUUUCACAUUAUCUUCAUAUUAUUUAUUUCUAACCUCUUUUUAUGUCAUUUUCUUUUAAGAAAUAAACUCUAUGAAGCAAUGUUA